Molecule: messenger RNA, 2526 nt
Organism: Boleophthalmus pectinirostris (great blue-spotted mudskipper)
Lineage: Eukaryota; Metazoa; Chordata; Actinopteri; Gobiiformes; Gobiidae
Product: transcriptional repressor p66 alpha-like
Exons: 3
Coding region: 1-417 (138 amino acids)
Biological process (GO): negative regulation of transcription by RNA polymerase II
Cellular component (GO): NuRD complex
Source: RefSeq, a predicted model, not a curated record
AUGGCAAGGUCACUCAUCAAAGAAUUCAUAGAAGUGUUUGUGUCCAUUUGGGUGUGUGCGCAGAGUCAGAAGCAGCACAGCUUCUCGUCUGCAGUGAGCUCUCGCGGCGUGGCCCACUACACCACCUCUCAGCUCCAGAGUGCGGUGGCGGCCGCGGCGCUGGGCGGCAGGGCAGGUAAGCAUGCGGCUGCAGGACGCCCGCUGCAGCAGGGGGCAAAGGUCAGCGCCAGCAGCAGUAACCAGGGAAACGUGACUGGCUGGAGGAAGAGUACUGGCUCCACAGGAGUGACCAUGGCCUAUGUAAAUCCUAGUUUAUCGGCCCACAAGGCCUCCUCUGCUGUGGAGCGUCAGCGCGAGUAUCUUCUGGACAUGAUCCCCUCACGGUCCAUCUCGCAAGCAGCCAACACAUGGAAAUAAUGCAACCCCCAACCCCCUCCUCCCAAAACCACACCCCUCAUGUCAAUAACAGCCAAUGUCUUCAAUUGUGCAGUAGAUUUGGCCCUGAGAUGUGCAUGGGCAAACCACUGUUCCUCAAGAUGUUCCUUAAACUCUCUUCCUCUUCUGUUCUUAAUCCCAAUAUGGCUUCAACAACUGGAGUUUAUGGGGUAUAAGGAAGUAUGUCAAAUAGUACCUGUGGGGUUGUGACGUAAAAUUGGACUGCCUCCUCUUUUGGUGUUGUGAUUGAGCAAUCCUUGUACACCUAUAGAGGAGAGUGCUUCUCCUGAUGUCCACUGCCUCUGGAUAAGGCAGGAAAAGAAAGCAAAUAACUAUUAUAUACAAUGAAUAAGAACGCCUUACGUCCAACUCCUUCAGUCUGUGGUCGAAAGACUGAAUUUACUGAAGACCUCAACACCAGGGAUUGUGGCUGAACUUUGAGCCCCAUCUACAAUAAUUCAGCUUUGCAAAGGUGAAUCCAGUGAAAAGACGUGUAAUAUCCUGGUGCACAUUGACUGCUGUGUCUCUAUGAGCCCCAGUGCACCUAGUAAAGACACUUUGGAUUAUUUUGUAUGGCUGAAUGUUAGGACUUUGUCUCUUCUUCUGUAAGUCAAAUAGUGUUUGGAAUAUUGUGCUCCCUGAUACUUUGGAAGAGGAUUCUUGUCAAGGUCUGAAUUUCCAGGCUAAAUGUUACUGUUGAGGUGGUUUUACAUCUGAGGGUUCAAAGUAGUGGCCUACUUUUAAAUACUUUGUUUUUUCUAAGAUGAAGAGAAAUAAUAAAAUUGUGGUUUCACUGACUAAUGUUAAAAAAAAAAAAAAAAAAAAAAAAAAGGAUGGCAUAGGUUUUGGAGGACUAUUCUUGGUGAAUAUUGUUAAAACCUUCCAAAGAACUAGUGGAGCCCAAAUGGAAUCCCUUCUGCUAGAAGGUUUCUGGUUUGUUUGAACCCUCUGGUGAUAUAAACAUGAAUUCAUGCUGAACUGAGAGGGUGUAUGGAAUGUCAUAUUUUUGACAUUUGUUUUGCUUUUAGUAAAUAGGUUGUGGUGCAUUUUUUUCUUUAGACAAACUGUCUGGGUUUAUUUAUAGGGUCAUGUUAGUAAAGAUUUAUGCUUCUGCCCUGAGUUUGAAAAAAAAUCUCCACUUAAAAUAUUUGUCCUACACCUGACAAUUGGUCCGAGAGGAGCUGGACAGCUUUCAGAAUGUAGUUAUGCAAAUCCCCUAUAGCAAUGAUGACCUGAACUUCUUAGUCUUUAACAUUAUGGUGUGUAUAAUUUCCUUAUUUUUUGUCAGGUCCUUGAAUUGAGCUAACUAUGCCUUUCACAUGAGCUAUAGUCCAUUUUAUCAGGUCGCAGCAGCACAGGAUAAGCUAGUGAGUACAUUGUGUCCUACUUCAAAAUGGGAAAUCUCCCAUUGCUCAUGGCAUUUUCUUGUUCAUUUAGUCACUGGGACGGCAACGCUUUAACUAAUGUAAACCAACUUAAUGUGUGUAUGAAAUUUGGAUUGUGCAAGCAAUAUACUGUUCCCAAUAAUGCAAAAUCAAUGUUGAGCUUGCCGCACCCAGUAGAUUUAGUCUAUUUCUGUCCAUUCAACAGCUCUUCAUUGAAUUAGUAGAUUCUUUUUGACUCCAUAUUAAGUUUUUAUUCCUUUUUGACAUAACAUACACAGUACCAUAAACUCAGUGUUCUUUGUGGGGUGGAAAGAUAAUCAAUGCAAGUGUAAAAGUCAUUGCAAUAUCUUUUGAAAAUGAUGCCUUCUUUUGGGUGGCCAUUGGAAAAGGUAAUAAAAGUAGACUGGAUUUAACCAAUAAAAUCUUCUGUGAAUUCCAGAAUGACUGUACAUUCCAGACAGGUGGAAGGUAAAGAAAGAUUCAAACUCAUUUAAUUUUCCUUACAGUUCUUAAUCAAUGCUUUCAUUAUGUGUCACUCUGUGCUGUCCGGAGUACUGCCUGUUGCUGCUGCUGUUUGGCAACAAUAUCACCAUUCCGUUUAUUUGGGGUCACUCCCAGAUGGAAAAAACAACAACAUUGUAUUACAAAUUUGUUUGUUUUUGGUUUUUCUGCUCUAUCAAAUAAUAAAGUAAUUUUAACCCCACAA